UAGUCGUCAUCCUCUCACAAUAGGCAAAAUUGAAGCAUAACAAACCCCUUUCUCCAACCUUCUGGCACACUCACUUGAUCUCUACCCUCACCGACAUACUCAUAGCGUGACCAGCGCCCUCCGCAAUACAUCUCGCUUUGUUGCUUACUUACAAGGCUUUUCCACAUUCACGCUCACCACUCAAAUACAUAUAAAUAACCCACCCAUCAUGGCCCUACCCUCCCAACCUGCCCUGACAGCCACUCAACUCCGGCAUCUGGCGCCCUGCUUGAGUCCUCACGCAUCAAAAGCCCUCAAGCACCGCACUCUUGACCGGGACGACAUCAAGUCCAAUACCAGGCAAGGUACCCUUGAUCGGGAGGCCUGCUACUCUAUAGUGAAGCAAAACCGCAUAGCGCAACUCAAUCUCAACACCCGCGUCAACCAUGUAAACCGACAACGCAAAGCCACGCGGACAAGCCGACAUCGCUUGGCCUUGGACGAUGAAGACGGCAUCGCGCUCGCACGGAGCUCCUGUCCGUUGCCUAGCGAUGGCUGUCAUGCCGCCGUCAAGCCCAAUUUGCAACGUCAGGAAGCUUUCCGUGCGGCGAAUAAGACGCUCCUUCGUUUCUCGGACGUUGUGAUGCAUGAUUGUGAUCUGUAUCGGCUAGGAAUCCUGUACGACGAUGAGCAUGCUCGUGGUUCGGGUUUUGGGCUCCAUGCCCUUGCCGUCAUCCGGACAGAGCCGGUCUAUGUUGUCUGCUCAUCUAAACGGCUGCGGAGGAGUCGGAAUUCCCAACCUAGCAUAGGGAAAGACGAAUCACUACCGCUGGACCUCUCCUUUAUCUCAUUUGGCAGCGACGCUUAUAUUGCGCGGUAUCUUGUAUCUGAACACGCAGAUACUUUUACCAAAUCCCUGGAAUAUGACGAACCCGUGUCAGCAUUAAGGGUCUCGAGACCAUCAACGCCGCUGCAUAUCAACUACGAGCUCCUUCUCGACCAGGACUCUUUGCACUCAUUACACUCAUUACCAACGCCGGCACCCACAGCGACAGAUUUUCCUGAUUUGAUGUUUGAUUCGGAGGGAGAGGAGGAAGAAUACGACGAUAGUAAUUCAUGGGCGGUUAUGCCGCGUUCACAAAGGGGGACUCCAGAUAUCGAUGUUGAUGUUGUGAGGACGCAAGAAGAUGAAAAUGGUGCAAUGUCCGCCGCUGAGGCCUGGAUCGUGCUGGGUGAGACUUGAAGCAGGUUUGCAUAUGGGGUCCCUGAUUGCCCUUGGAUCUCGACCGACUCGUGCUGCAGAGUUUGUGAUGGAUUCUGUGGUAAGACAGACUGGUCCUAUAUAUCCCAGCCCCGGGUUUCGGGGUGUGGGCUUGUGGCGAGAUGAUGAUUAGAUGGAAAAGGAAGCUGUGUGCUCGUGGCUGGAUGACCGCUUAAGCUCGUUGGGUUGUCAAAUCUGCUGUUCUGUAAGACGGGGAGACCCGUGGUGCUAAAUCCCUUGAUGUUCUAAUGGGGAGCAUUCAGCAUUGGAAUUUCUGCUGUAUCGGUUUGUGUGUCGUCGAUAUCCGGGUCAGAGAUCCCCUAUAAUAAUGCAUGACCUUUCUUCUUUUUUUUCAUAUUUUCUUCCUUUUCCUCGGCCUACGGGCGUGUUUCGAUUAUCCCCAUGUCAAGCAUUCACAUAUAUAACAACAGAUAUUAUU
This is a messenger RNA of Pseudomassariella vexata, 1679 nucleotides long. RefSeq lists its product as uncharacterized. NCBI's taxonomy places the organism in Eukaryota, Fungi, Ascomycota, Sordariomycetes, Amphisphaeriales, Pseudomassariaceae. The transcript has a single exon. Bases 209 to 1222 code for a protein of 337 amino acids. The record is from RefSeq and is a predicted model, not a curated record.